AUGUUACUGACACUUAUGUAAUAUGUUGUUUAAAUGAAUCUUGGUAAUCAGUAAUGACAUUCCAAUCUUGGCAAUCAAAUCACAAGUAAAUCUCAGCUCCUGACAAAAUAGAUUACCUUACUCGGGAUUAUUAUGACCGGGAUAAAGUGGCGGGUUUAGGGUAAUUUCGCCAUAUUUUCCCCGAACCACAUUUUCACCGGUCGUUAAUAAACCCGCCGACUCAGCUUUUGGGUUCCCAAGGGGUAUGGGUGCUCAUAUUUUAAUCGUUGUCUUAUAUUCACUAAAGAAGACUAUUGGGACACUUGUUGUAGGUUUUUCGACUUCAUUUGGCUAAAAUUGCAAAAAAUUCACCUUUUUGCCCAAUUCUUGUCAUAUAUCCUUAUUGUCAAAGUUGAUUUAAAUAGGCCAAUUUUUAAUUUCUUAGGUAUUGAUUAUCUCUACAUAAUGAAAUAGGACUCGAAACUUCGAGUAACUACUUGUAAAAGUAACAGUUAAAUUAACACUUGAAUUAAUUAAAACUGUCAAUAACAUGAAUCAGUUUCAUCAGUCAUUUAUUCAUAAUUCUAAACAAUGUGAACGAUGCAUUCUUUCGAAGUUUGAUUAACCACGAAUCAUUAUUUCUGUCUACUUUCAACAAUUAUUGAUAAUUCGACUUGUUUCACAAGUUUUAGCAAUGCGAAAAUUUCUAAACUUGCUUAUCUCUAAUAAGGAAAUUUACAUCUGAGACAAAAUUUUUGAAUCUAAAAUUGAAAGGUUGGACACCGGUAAAAUGGCGACCGGGAAAAUGUGGUGGGUUUUGAGCAAUUUCGCCAUAUUUUUCCCGAACCAUAUUUUAACUGGUCGUUAAUAAACCCGUCGUAAUAAUCCCGAGUAAGGUAUUCAAACUUUGUAAAUAUCUAAAAAUAUUUAGUAGCAGUGUAUAUUAUAUCUACAGUGUAUAUUAUCAGUUCAUACUAACAAUAACCGAUUUCAGAAUGGGUAAGAUAAAACUAGAGAAGAAGUUCCAUUCAAAGAACCUAGGUGGUCAGAUUGAAGAACACGAGAGUAGUACUGUUCAGCCCAAACUGUAUUCCAAACCUCCAAAGAAGAAGAAAUCAGAAGACAAAGACGAAUCUAUUGAUGACGGUCUCUCCAAGAAAAUUCUUAGUGAAGCCCGCCUUCAGCAACGAGAACUGGCUGAAAAUGAAGCGCCACUGGCUACACAUAAUCUGAUGAAAAAGAAGAAAGGAAAGGAUCCAGUCGACGAUUCAGAUGACGAUAGUGAAAAUGAAAGUGAAAAUGAAAAUGAGGUUUAUGAACCUGUAGUUGUUGACGAAGGCGAGGACAAGCUCUUUAACAAGUUCCUCAACCCAUCAUCCCAGCCCACCAGAACGCUAGCAGACAUCAUCAUGGAGAAGAUAAAAGAGAAAGAGACCGAGAUUGGCACCAACGUGGGGACAGAAGGGGUCCAGGGGUUUGAUGCACGGGUAGAAAACUUGUUUAAAAGUGUUGGAGAAGUGCUCAACAAAUAUCGAUCGGGAAAACUACCCAAGGCUUUCAAAGCAAUCCCAAAUCUUGGUGAUCGUUGGGAAGAGGCCCUCUUUCUGACAGAACCAGAAACAUGGAGUGCUGCUGCAGUGUUUCAAGGUACUCGCAUAUUUGCUUCCAAUCUCAAAUCAGAUCAAGCCCAAACGUUCUACAAUCUUGUCUUACUUCCAAGGAUUAGGGACGAUAUCGCAGAAUACAAGAGACUUAAUUUCCAUCUAUAUCAAGCUAUCAAGAAAUCCCUUUUUAAACCAGCAGCUUUUUUCAAAGGUUUUCUGUUGCCCUUGCUGGAGAGUGGGACAUGUUCACUGAGGGAGGCGGUUAUCAUCGGGAGUGUUCUUUCUAAAAUAUCAGUUCCAGUACUGCACAGCUCUGCAGCGCUGCUUAGAAUAGCUGAGAUGGAUUACUCGGGCGCUAACAGUUUGUUUUUAAGAGUAUUGCUCGAGAAGAGGUAUGCUUUACCCUACAGAGUUAUUGAUGCCCUUGUGGCUCACUUCUGUAAUUUCUCAAUGGACAAGCGAGAACUGCCGGUUUUAUUCCAUCAAUGUCUUUUGACUUUAGCUCAGAGGUACAAAGAGGACCUCUCCCCAGAACAGAAACAGCAUUUGUUUAUCUUGAUGCAAAAUCAGAGUCACCCCAAAAUCACACCUGAGAUAAGGCGCGAGCUUGCUAAUUCUAAGUGUAGGGGUGAUGAUGAUAUGGCAGUCGAACCACCCUCGUUGGAACCACUGUCAGUAGGUUGAUCUAAUAUAAUUUUACAAGGGCGUGGGCCUUGAGAGGCUAUCUAUCGUACUAUAGUGUUUUAAAACCUCCGUUAUCAAGGAUUUUUACCUAAUUUAUUGUAAUGUAUGGUAAUUUAUUUCUGACUA
Molecule: messenger RNA, 2393 nt
Organism: Bolinopsis microptera
Lineage: Eukaryota; Metazoa; Ctenophora; Tentaculata; Lobata; Bolinopsidae
Product: bystin-like
Exons: 1
Coding region: 975-2267 (430 amino acids)
Biological process (GO): rRNA processing
Cellular component (GO): nucleolus; cytoplasm; preribosome, small subunit precursor
Molecular function (GO): snoRNA binding
Source: RefSeq, a predicted model, not a curated record